Aspergillus nomiae NRRL 13137 is the source of this 342-nucleotide messenger RNA. RefSeq lists its product as uncharacterized. Bases 1 to 342 code for a protein of 113 amino acids. The record is from RefSeq and is a predicted model, not a curated record. Lineage: Eukaryota; Fungi; Ascomycota; Eurotiomycetes; Eurotiales; Aspergillaceae. The transcript has a single exon.
AUGUCCAACAAAUUCCGUUCCCAACAACGCAAGAAGAACGCUCGGUCUAUCGCCUCUGAGGACCCCUGGCGGGUUGAGACGCCGUUCGGCCCGCCUCGCAUUUCACACAUACACUUCCCCGAGGGCGGCAUCCGGCGAAUCCGCAACACUCUACAUAAGCUGUCACCUUCAGCACGCGCAGAGAGGGAACUCUUGAGGCAGAAGAACCGUUACAAGAUUCCCUUGACGGAAAGAAACGUCGACACGUUCGUCACGGAACAGCAGUUCACCGAAGCCUGUUACCCCGAGAAGCAUAGCAACGAGUUGCAUGUCUCCGCGUGGCUUGAGCGACUGGCAUAUUGA